Molecule: messenger RNA, 1107 nt
Organism: Dictyostelium discoideum AX4
Lineage: Eukaryota; Evosea; Eumycetozoa; Dictyosteliales; Dictyosteliaceae
Exons: 3
Coding region: 1-1107 (368 amino acids)
Biological process (GO): proton transmembrane transport; monoatomic cation transport; transmembrane transport
Cellular component (GO): vacuolar membrane; membrane; endomembrane system
Molecular function (GO): monoatomic cation transmembrane transporter activity; calcium:proton antiporter activity
Source: RefSeq, a predicted model, not a curated record
AUGACACCAGUUAUCACAGCAUUUUUAUCGUUUGCAUUUCUUUGUUUUGCAUCUUGGUGUGUUGGUGAAGGUGGUGAAAUCCUUGGUAAGAAAUAUGAUGCCUCAAUUAUUGGUGGUCUAAUUAUAGCUUGGUUAAAUACAGCACCAGAAGCAAUUUUCUUUAUAACAGCAUUAACAAGUGAUAAUACAAGAUUUGCAGUUGGAGCAGUUAGUGGUAGUAGUAUUGUAGUUUGUACAGUAGCGUUGGGAUGUUGUAUAGUUUUAGGUACAAGAAAUAGAAAAGGUGGAUCAUUUCAAUUACAACCACCAGUUAAAAAGCAAUGUUUAAUUUUACUAUUAUCAUUAUUGAUACCAUUAUUCUUAUCAUUGGUUGGAUAUAAUGUUUUCUUUGGUAUUUUCGGAAUAAUCUAUUAUUUAAUAUUCAUUGGAUAUUCAUUAUUUCAUAAAUUACCAGAAGACGAGAAAAAAGAAGAUCGUGAUAUUGAAAUGGGUGAAAGAAAGAAUGGUGCAAAUGAACAAACGACAGCAUCAACAACAGCAUCAUCAACAGAAUCCGACGACGAAGACACCGAUGAAGAAGAUGAACAUGACGAACCAUUAUAUAAAGGUGUAUUUUAUUUAUUUUUAGGUGGUCUUUUAAUUUGUUACUUUAGUAAACCAUUCAUUGACUCAAUUGUAUCAUUAGCAUCAUCUUGGGAAAUUAAUCCAAUCUUAUUAGCAUUCUUUUUAGCUCCAAUUGCUUCAGAAAUGCCUGAAAUCUUAGAAUCAAUUUCAUUAUCAAGAAAAGGUCAUUCUCAAAGUAUUAAUAUAGCUUUUUCAAAUUUAAUUGGUGGUACAAUAACCAAAACAACUUUAUUAAUGGGUAUUUUCUGUUUCUUUGGAGUUGUUAAAGGAUUUGAAUGGGAAUCACCUACAUAUUCAUUAUGCUUGAUAUUAUUGACAAUUUGUGCAGCUGCAGCAUCUGGUAUUGGUUAUUUUGUGAACAAGAUAAAACAACAACAUGGUUUAAUGUUAUUCGCUAUUUUCUUAUUAGCUGGAAUAAUACAAUAUAAAUAUAAUAUAAACAUUGAUGAAGGUGAUAUACCUGUUAUUGACCCAAUUGCUUAA